Molecule: messenger RNA, 4673 nt
Organism: Conger conger (European conger)
Lineage: Eukaryota; Metazoa; Chordata; Actinopteri; Anguilliformes; Congridae
Product: cell surface glycoprotein 1-like
Exons: 8
Coding region: 257-2134 (625 amino acids)
Source: RefSeq, a predicted model, not a curated record
CACAGCACAGGAACGCCAAGCCAUUCGCAUUGUGUCAAAUUCAGCAGUCCAAAACCAUUCAGUCUGCUUGCUUCUGAUCAAUAAAGGCUGUUAUUAAAUCACAGACUGCAGGUCAUAUGCUUAGCUUUCAGAAUAUGUUCGUUUGCGUUCUUCUCUAAAUGAGCUAAAUAUCACAUCCGAUGCUUUACGCAGGCUUUGGACCUGCUUGUUAUUACUCCACCUGCUACAGCAUUCAAUGCCCUCCUUGAAGUGAGAGAUGAUUGGUCAUGCAAGUGUUCAGACCCUCCUUUUGGUUGGGGCUGGGCUCCUGGCCAAUGCAGCCCUGGAGAAAAUGGUAGGAGACACUGAAGAUCCUGCCCCUGGAAAGAGCAUGGAUGAAGGGCUCAGGAGGAGUCCAGAGAGGGGGCCCCAUCUUGGAAGCCUGUCUUGGGAGGAGGAGCCAGGUGGAAGGUCUCCAGCUGAAUUCCAGCCAGGUAUCACUGAGCCGACUCUGUCUGUGUCCCCGCUGGCCGAGGAAAAGGCCACUGAGAUCAUCUCUGUGGACUCAGAAAUACAGAUGGCUUCAGGACCCGAAGAAGCCGCAACACAGACCGAAGCAGCUGACCGUGCACCUACACCAGGGGCCAAAACAGCUGAGCAUGCAGUACACAAUCCACAGACUCCCUCCAUGGCCCUGUCUGGGUUGGAAACCAGUGGCAAAGAGGCAAAGCUCAGCAGUGUAGAGGAGGCAGGGUUGAGAGAGAUGUCAGGUGUUAAGGAUGACCAACAAGAGGCAUACUCAAACAAGACUCCCUUCUUCGAUCCACCAGGCCUCCCUACCCAGACCCAGGCUGCAGAGACAGCAGAGUCAGGGCCUUUUCUGACAGGCACUCUCAGCCCGGAUGGCCUUGAGCCAAAACUUACAGCAGUCCCAGGAGAUAUUCAAACCCGCACCCCCACAGCGCUGGAGGCCCACGUCCAUCUCACCCCGAGUACUGACCUGGGACAGGCCACUACGGCAGUCGGCCCACCUCAGCCUAGCCCCCCUGAAGAACAAAAAGAGCCAGCACCUUCUCAGUCAUUGGAAACAGAGCAGGAUGUCUUUGACAUAACCAGUAUUUCAGGAGAAUCUCAUCAGGAUGGAGGGCUGGAGGAGGAGAGAAGACCGCUCUUUAGUGAUCCCGAGCCUGGCCCCACCCCUGUCUCCGGCAGAGUGAGCAUGUCUGCCAGACUGCUGGACCACACGGUGUCGGAGGACGUGCCUUUUGGAUUGGACAGGGAGGGGACUCUUUUCCCAGAACACCUCCCUCUGUUAUUUGACCCCUCGGAUGACGUUGACCCGGAGGCGAUGAACACGGCGCCCCCCGGUGGCCCCACGAUGACGGUGCAGCCAUCCGGCGGAAUGCAGUCGGAGGCGGAGCUCGACGACGCAACGAUUGCCGAUCCGGACCGCUCUGUCUCAGAUGACUCUCUUCCUGCUCCCUCUGACUCGCUUUCCUCGCCGUGGCUGAUGUCUGGCUCGGAAAUCCCUGAUGUCGUGAGCGCUCCGGUGCUGCCGUCUCUCACAGCGCCCCCUUCAGGCCUCCCAUCAGAACAAAGGAGCAGGGACUCUGAAGGAUAUGGAACAGUUGACGCAGCUACGGAGGCCCAUCCCGUUUUCACUAAUGACCCAGCCCCAAGCGGUACUGGACAAACCCUCUUGACAACCGGUCUGUUUCUGUCUAAACCUAAGUCAGGACUGGAAGAACUGGAGUACGAAGAAGAACAUGACGAGGAUGAGGAGGAUGAGGACACAGAGGAUUCUGAGGAGGAUGAAAGCCAAGAGGAGGAAAAGAAAGCUCCUGUGCCACCUCCUACACCCCCUGCGUACAGCCGCAUCCCACGCCCCCCGCUGUGGGUGCAGCGCAACCACGGCCUGGUGCGCAGCUGGGUAGAGAAGAUCAGAGAUGAGGCGGGUUAUGUGUCUGGGAUGCUUGUGCCGGUGGGAAUUGGCAUCGCGGGGGCUCUCGUCAUCCUGGGAAUUCUCUACAGCAUCAGGGCAGCUCACCGCAAGAGGAGAAACAACAUCAAACAGCAGCGCAGGAAGCAGAGACAGAUGACCAGCCGGCAGGACCAGGCUAUGCUCCUGGCCGACAGCUCAGAGGAUGAGCUUUAGCAACUCCCCUUACAGCGACUCCACCUAAAGCGCCGAGCCAUGACCCAGCACCCCCCUGGAGUCGCAAUGGCUACCACUGCCGUGCCAGGACCUGUUUUAUUUUCUUACCCCUGGGGAUCCCAAGAUCCACGCAUUCAGCGUCAACCGUGAAACCACUCUGAGGCAGCGCUGUCCCACGGCUUCGAGCAGCAAAGACAGCAGCAGCCAAGUUGCACCUUCAAGAGUAUUCGAUUACCAUGCAUCACACCGAAGUUAGAAGAGUUAGACCCACACUCCCUGCCGAAAAUCUGAUUGUAUACCGUAGGGCAGGGAUCAGCAACUCAUGGUCCUCAAGGGCUGAGAACUGCUGGUUUUCCACACUUCUGUUACCUGGGAGUCAGGUGUGAAGACCGUCUGGCCAGUCAGUAGCACUAAUUACCCUGGGGAAAAGAAAACCAAGGCUGCAUUUGGAUACGAGGAGUUGAUGAUCCCUGCCCCAGGGAAUAUUCAGCAAAUAAAGCCUUUUUUCUUGUUAUAAGGAAUAGGCUUCAUUCCUUGUCCUAGAGAGCCGCAGAGUGUGCUGGUUUUCGUUCUUACUCAGCACUUAAUUGAUCAAUGAAAGCAGCUGAUCGCACAGUUAACUCACCUCACCCUUUUUCUUGGGUCUGAAUUGGCAAAAACAAAAGCAGCAGACCCUGUGGCUCUCCAGGACCAGGAAUGAAGACCACAAGAAUAGGCUAUUUGUUCACUUGCAGAUUCUUAGUUAGGGAAAUCACUGUGCCAGACAAUCAAUGGCACUGCUAGGAACCAUUCUAUCAUUAAGCAUCAACAUGCAUAGCUAUAAUGUUUUGCUAUAAUGUAAACCCUGUAAAUGCUUUAUGCAUUAUCACGGCUUAGUGUACAUAUUGUAAAUAUGUCUUAAUGGAUGAGCUUUCUGAAUGUGCAGUUAGACUUAACAUGUUAAUGAUAAUGAUGUCAAUACAUGUUGACUUACAUUAUGGUACAUUAUUAUUUUGCCUUGUAAAACAUGUGGAAAGUGAAAUCAUCUUUUUAGGCGAAGCAUGAGGAAGAAUGGUACUUGAAAGUCUUACUGUGAUAGGGCUCUUAUCUUAUAUACCAAAUUUGAGACAUUAUUGUUCCAAGGGCAGAACUACUAGGUCACUCUUAACGCUACUAAUGUACAUUAAUAUUUAAGCUAAUGCUAAUGUUUACUUCUAACUGUAUUACACACUAGGCAGUUGAAAAAUAUGAACAAAAAUACGGUACACAUACACUUGAACAUAAAAUGUAAGCCUUAAUGAACUCAAUACAUUCUAUUAUUUACCAUUUAUAGCAGUGCAAUUACUCAUUUUAUAAAUGUAUAAUUUAUUAAAAGAAGUUCCAUGUGUACUGGCUUAAAAUGGGAAAUAUGUGUGACUAACAGGAAAAUCAACACAUUGUUUAAAUGAGUAGUGAGGUACCGUCAUAAUACACACUAUCGUUCAAGAGUUUGGAAUCACCUUGUCCUUUUCAGCUUUUUCAGAUUUUAUAUUUUAUUUUUAUUUGUUUUCACCAUGUAGUAAUUGCAGCACUUUCAGUAGAUACUAAAAUAAUUAUUUCUCCUGACUGAUUUUCCUGUUGAACCUGUUGAAAGAUAUACAGGAGAAACAAUUCUUGUAGUAUCUACUAUAUAUCUGGCAGCAGCCCGGUGGUUUGAGACUCAUUUGAUACCUUGGACCCUUGAUGACUUUAACCCAUUUAGCCAACAAAUGUGCUCCAUACUGUAUCAGUAUAAUUUACAGCUGAAUCUAGUCCCACCCCCUAAUUCCCAUAGAGAUCCAUUCAAAUGCAAAGAGUUUUAGUAUCGCUUGCUGGACAACCCGAAAAUAAGAUAUCCAGACUCUGAUGAUGUUGAUAGGUCACAGACAUCAGGAACUCAUGGCAUGCAAAGGAUAUGCAACCAAAUACAAAAUAUGACUCUUAUUUCACAUUAUGUUAAUUUGUCUCAAACAUUGAAAUGGGGGGACUACAUAUAAAAAGUGCUGUAAUUACUGCAUGGUGAAACCAAAAUGAAUAAAAAUAUUUAUAUUUAUAUUUAUACAUUAAAAAAAUCGGAGCCUGAGCACUUUGACCACGUGUGAAUUGUUUGAUCACAACACAGAAAAUACAAUAUAAAGUCAGGAGGUGACAAGGUCACAAUGUGAUUCCAAACUUUUGAACAGUAUUGUAUAUACAUCUAUAUUAAUGUUCUGCACAGCCAAAUGUCUCAUUAACGUUAAAUCUAGAACAAGUUAAAUCUACCUAGCACUAAACAUCUAAAACAAUACCAAUUUGAAAUGGUAUGGACCAACAGAAUGAGGUAUCUAAAAUUAUUUUAAACUCAUUUUCUGCACCAACCGGCAUUCACACCCAUUUUAAAUGUACAUUCAUGCAAAUGCUCAGUUCAUACAGUAACACUUGGGGAUUUUUUAAAAAUCAAUUUAACCCAAUACUGAAAUAAUAGACAAUUUUGCAAGUAUUUGUCAUGCUUACAUCAUAUAUUUUUUCGAACAAAUAAAGAGGCCAUGCCAUGUCAAAUGUA